AUGACUUACCAACUCUACACCAUGGGCAUGGAGGAAAAGUCGACCCAGGAACGAGCGGAACCACAGGAGACGAAUACUCUGACUACACAAUCGGCCCAAGAGACCACUCUGAGCCCUGACGGGGGUUAUGGCUGGGUUUGUGCGACAGCUGCUGCCGUAAUCAACGGCCAUUCUUGGGGCUUCAAUUCAGCCUACGCGGUAUUUCUCGCCUACUAUAUGGACAAUGAGAUUUUCCCCGGGUCGUCGCCUAUGCAGUACGCCUUCGUCGGAGGUCUGAGCUUGACGUAUGGCAUUCGCCCUACUAUGUUUGUCGGAGUAGUGCUAGAAACCGCCAGCCUUGUCAUCGCCAGCUUCGCAACACAGCUAUGGCAUCUAUUCUUAACGCAAGGGCUUCUCUUCGGCGCUGGGGUCGGUCUGUUGUUUAUACCUACAGCUGCCGUUGUGCCUCAAUGGUUUACGACAAAACGAUCACUAGCUAGCGGAAUAUCCCUCUCUGGAGCUGGCCUUGGAGGAGCUGUAUACUCACUGGCUGCGGGUGCUAUGAUUAGUAGCCUUGGCCUCAAUUGGGCGUUUAGAAUCCUGAGCAUAAUUGCUUUCACAGUUAAUUCGAGCUGCAUUUUCCUAAUACGCGACCGGAACACCGCUAUUGGGAUUAAUCAGGGCGCUUUCCACAUCACUCUCUUGAAGCGUGCUGAAUAUCAGCUCCUAAUCGGAUUCGGCAUCUUCACCAUGCUUGGAUAUUUCAUCUUAAUCUUUAGCCUUGCAGACUACUCCAUAAGUAUAGGCCUCAAUUCCUCCCAAAGCUCGCUCAUUGCCGCUUUAUUCAACUUUGGUCAAGCCAUCGGCCGGCCAUUAGUAGGCUAUUUUAGUGAUAGUGCUGGCCGAAUCAACAUCUCAUGCUCGAUGACUCUUCUCGCUGGAAUCCUACCCCUGACCGUGUGGGUGAACGCCAAAGGUUAUUGGGUUCUUCUUUUCUUCUCUAUCAGUGAAGGACUCGUGGCUGGAAGCUUUUGGGCCACGAUCUCACCGCUAAUGACCGAAGUGGUCGGUGUGAUGGGCGGCUCAUCGGGGUUGAACAUGAUGUGGCUCGCAUUGGUGUUACCGUCCACUUUCAGUGCGCCCAUUGCGCUACUGAUAGUCUCAGGAACGAACAGCUACCUAGGAGCUCAGCUGUUGACGGGACUGGCAUAUGUAGCCGCUGCUGUAUGCAUCAUCUUACUUCGCGGAUGGAAAGUUAUCUCGAACGAAGCGACUGCGGUUUCAGAGCACGGCAAUGACAAUGCGCAAAACACCGAGGACACCAUGGGGUCAUGCUUGUGCAGAGAUAUUUCUUUGCAAACGAAAGUGUAUAUUUAUGGAAGAGCUUGCGGGAGAAAAUGUAGAGUGUAG
Molecule: messenger RNA, 1389 nt
Organism: Clonostachys byssicola
Lineage: Eukaryota; Fungi; Ascomycota; Sordariomycetes; Hypocreales; Bionectriaceae
Source: the annotation of a GenBank genome assembly